Messenger RNA from Anisakis simplex (herring worm), 2892 nucleotides. The record is from the annotation of a GenBank genome assembly. Lineage: Eukaryota; Metazoa; Nematoda; Chromadorea; Rhabditida; Anisakidae.
AUGGUUGAGGAAAAAUCUGCAUCUGAGAAAUCGACGAGUGAGUCCAAGAAAGUAGAUGAAAGUGGUGACACGAAAAGUAUUGAAAAAAAGAAAAAGGAUGCAAAGGAAGAGAAAAAAGAUGAAAUUAGUGAGGAAGAUCGUAAACUGCAAGAAGAUCUCGAUAUGCUUGUGCAACGCUUAAGUGAACCCGAUGAGUCUUUGUAUCAGUCGUCACUGGAAACGAUGCGAACACUGAUAAAAGCUUCAACAACAUCAAUGACUUCCGUGCCAAAACCUCUCAAGUUUAUGAGAUGUCAUUACGCGAAAAUGAAGGAAAUCCACGAGAAAAUGGCUGAAGGACCCGUAAAGAAGUUAUGUGCAGAUGUGAUAUCAGUUUUGGCGAUGACAUCCGAUGAGAAGAGUGAUUGUAUCAAUUACCGUCUUAAAGGAAUGCGUGAACCAAUCGGUGACAUGGGUCUCGAAUAUGUUCGUAUCCAGCUGAAGGCAAUCGAUUUCAGGCAUUUAGCAAUGGAAAUGGCAGAAGAAUGGCGUGCAUCAUCGGGCUCGUCUGCAGAGGAUCGAGCCAGAAGAGAGGAAUUAUUAACUCUGGCAAUAGAGAUUGUUGAGCAUAAUAUGAAACAUAAUGCUGAGGUUGAAGCGUGUGACUUGUUGAUUGAAAUCGAGCGAUUGGAUUUGCUGGUUGAUUAUGUGGAGGAGGUUGAUCAUGCUCGUGUUUGUUUGUACCUGCUUAGUUGUUCUCCGCUCACUCCCGAUCCAGACAAUCAGAUACUGAUCAAGACGGCCAAAAACAUCUAUUUGAAAUUCUCGAAGCAGUUCGAAGCGUUACGUUGUGCGGUGAUGUUGAACGAUGUGGCGAUGAUUCGUGAAAUAUUCCUUGCAACUGAAGAUAUGUUAAUGAAGAAACAAAUGGCAAUUCUGUUGGGUCGCCAUCAAAUAUUUUUGGAGUUGGGUGAUGUGGAGAACGCGGAUCGGUUGGGUGAGCUGAACUCGAAUGCAAAUUUGCACACUUAUUUUCAUUCACUGGCCAGAGAGUUGGAUAUUAUGGAACCGAAAACACCGGAAGGCAUCUAUAAGAGUCAUCUGGAACAAACGCGUCCGUUUGCAUCUGCAUCGACCCCCGACAGUGCACGUAUGAAUCUCGCUGCGGCUUUUGUGAAUGGCUUUGUGAAUUGUGGCUUUGGCGUCGAUAAGAUGAUGUCUGAAAUGGACGAUGCGAAUCGCUGGUUCUACAAGAACAAAGAAUUUGGUAUGAUGUCGGCUGCGGCAAGUCAAGGCUUAGUGUGGAGAUGGGAUAUCGAUGCUGGUCUUGCACAGUGUGAUCGAUUCUUGUACGUGAAUGAUGACUACAUCAAGGCCGGUACUCUGCUAGCAAUUGGCUUAAUCUCGUCGGGUAUCCAAGACCCGUGUGACCCUGCAUCAGCAUUGCUCAUGGAUCACGUGCACAGCGAUCGUACGACAAUGCGUAUCGGCUCGAUUCUUGGUUUGGGCUUAGCGUAUGCGAACUCGAAACGUGACACUGUUCUGAAGAAUGAAGAAGGUGGAGUGGUAUACGAACUGAAGAAAGUUCUCGGCGAUAAUAAGCCAUCGGUUACGGCUGAGGUGAAAGGAUUGACGGGUUUGGCGCUUGGAUUUAUUUUGGUUGGCACGGCAGAUCAUGACGUGGCGAUGGAGAUGUUGCACGUACUGAUGGAGAAGGAUGCCACUGAAUUGCAAGAUCCAAAUAUGCGAUUCCUCGCACUCGGAAUUGCACUCAUUUUCUUAGGAGCACAAGAGAGGAGUGAAGUGUUCGUGGAGAGUGUACGUGCUUUGGCUGAACCAUUCGGAAGUAUGGUGUCGACGUUGGUUGAUGUUUGCGCUUAUGCUGGCACUGGAAAUGUGCUCAAAAUUCAGAAACUUUUGCAUAUUUGUUCGGAACAUUAUGAACCGAAGGAAACGAGCAAGAAGCCAAGCAAAGAAGACAAAUCGAGCAGUUCAAAGAGUGCCAGUGCUUCAAAGGAUGCAGAUUCGUCGAGUAAAACAUCGGCCAAGAAAGACGACAAGAAAGAGGAGGAAAAAUUGGAUUUGUCGGCGCAACAAGCGGUCGCCGUACUGGGUAUUGGUCUGAUUGCGAUGGGUGAAGAGGUCGGCUCACAAAUGAGUCUCAGAAUGUUUGGGCACUUGUUGCGUUAUGGCGAGCCAGUGAUUCGACGUGCCGUCCCAUUAGCCUUAGCAUUGAUCAGUACUUCGAAUCCGCAGCUAUCAAUUCUGGAAUCUCUCUCGAAGUUUUCGCAUGAUGCUGACUCAGAUACGGCACAUAACGCCGUGUUCGCGAUGGGUCUUGUUGGUGCGGGUACGAACAACGCGAGACUUGUCUCGAUGUUGAGACAACUGGCCAGUUAUCACCAUAAAGAGCAUGUGAGUCUGAUGUUGGUGAGAUUGGCACAAGGCAUGACGCAUAUGGGUAAAGGUACGAUGACACUGAAUCCAUUCCAUUCGGAUCGUCAGUUGAUGUGUCCGGCUGCAGUUGCCGGUCUAUUCGCCGUUUGCUUCGCGUUCUUAGACGCAAAUAAUAGUGUACUGAACAAUCGACAACACUAUUUGUUGUAUUCGAUGGUGUUGGCUAUGCAACCGCGACUGUUGAUAACGUUAGUGGAGGAUGAGAUCAAUCCGGAGAAUUUGAAACAAGUGAACGUGAGUGUACGUGUCGGACAGGCGGUCGAUGUGGUCGCUCAGGCCGGGAAACCGAAGACCAUCACAGGCUUUCAGACGCACACCACUCCAGUUCUGUUGGCCUAUGGCGAACGUGCUGAGCUGGCGAAUGAUGAAUAUAUAUCGCUGACACCGUGUAUGGAAGGUUUGGUGAUUCUCAGAAAGAAUCCCGAGUAUGAGAAUUCAACAACAAAAAGCAAGUAG